AUGGCGGCCCGGCGUGUGGGGCGAGGCUGCUGGGAGGUGAGCCCCGGCGAGCGCAGGCCACUGGCCCGGCGGCGCGGCCCCGCGGCCGAGCGGGACGAGGAGGAGGCGGCUUCCCCGCCGCUGCUGUCCCUCAGCCACUUCUGCAGGUCGCCCUUCCUGUGCUUCGGCGACGUGCGCGUGGGGUCCUCGUGCACGCGGCCUCUGGCGCUGGACAACCCCAACGCGGAGGAGGCCGAGGUGAAGGUGUGGCACCUGCCGGCCGCCGAGCUGGGCUUCAGCGUGUCGCCGAGCCACUUCGUGCUGCAGGUGAGGCGGUGUGGGAAGGAACACGGGAGGGCCUGGGCGGGUUCUGGGGGACCCGCAGGGAAGGCCUGGACGGGUUCUGGGGGACCCCGCACGGGAAGGCCCUCGGAGGGUUCUGGGGGACCCCGCAGGGAAGGCCUGGGCGGGUUCUGGGGGACCCGCAGGGAAGGCCUGGGCGGGUUCUGGGGGACCCGCAGGGAAGGCCUGGACGGGUUCUGGGGGACCCCGCACGGAAGGCCCUCGGAGAGUUCUGGGGGUCGCUUCACACCUAAAGAAAAAAUUGUGAUUUCUGUUAACUGGACACCACUGAAAGAAGGCCGAGUCAGAGAGAUUGUGACGUUCCUUGUAAACAAUAUUGUGAAACACCAAGCAAUAUUACUAGGAAAUGCAGAAGAGAAGAAAAAGAAGAAGAGGCGUGUCUGGAAUACUAUUAGUAAGAAGAAAAUUUCAGCCUCUUCUGGUAGUUACAAAAGAAUUUCAAAUACUCAAAAUGUUAAUAGAACGUUCAGUGUUCCCCAAAACAUUGACAGGGUUAGGAGCCCAUUGCAGGCCUGUGAGAACUGGACUGUCAGUGAUGCCUGUUCCAGAACUGAAAACAAUUCUUUAACCCUUGAAGAAAAUGAAAUCCCCCUGUCCCCCAUCAGCCCUGCUUUUAAGGAAUGCCAUGGUGAAGCUUGCGUACCCCUCUCUGUGCGUCGGUCGACCGCCUAUUCAUCUCUUCAUGCGUCUGAAAACGUUCAACUUUUGAAUGUAGAAGAUGCUAACAUUUCAAAAGACUUUAGUUUUAGUGAGAAAGUGAUAACUGAAACCUGUUUUAACGUCAUAAAUAUUAAUAGCCAGAGUGAGAACAGUGAACUACUUCUUACCCCAAACCAUUCUUCAACUUUAAACAUCACACAAAACCAUGGACAUUUUCUAAGUCCAGAUUCCUUUGUAAAUAAUAAUCUUGCAGCUAAUAAUGGAAAACUAGAAGCAGAAACAUAUCUUUCGUCAGAUGGAUUUAUGAGAGGUGAUUCAAAACCUGUGCAUUUGGAGUCAAAAACUGUGCAUGAAAUUUAUCGGACAAUUUUAAGCCCAGAUUCCUUCAUAAAUGAUAAUUAUGGAAUAAAUGAGGAAGUAGAAUCUGAGUCAGUUCAUCCCAUCUUAUCCCCAAAUCAAUUCAUAAAAGAUAAUAUGGCAUAUGUACGUGUAUCACAACAAACUUGUGAAGUGUCAUUGUCCAGUGAAAAUCCUCGCGUCUCAGAGUCUCCUGGAAAGUGCAGGAAAAGUGAAGCUUUGCUGCGUACUCCUGCAUGUCAGGGAUUAAAAUCUUCCAAAGCUGUUUUAGAAGAAAUCAAAGUUAUGGAAAUGAAGUCAAAACACUAUUCUGUCAGAAAAAGUCAUCCCACAUUUCCUGCAGUUCCAGAUGUUUCCAGUUUCAGCAAUAAUACAGAACCUAAAAGACGCCCAAUACUUUCUGCCACUGUUACAAAAACGAGACCCACCCAUGGCAGAGGAAACCAAACAGAGAUGAUCAAACCAAAGGUGAAAAGAAGCCUCAACAGUGCAGUUAAUGAAAAAAUAAUUGAUAAUCAAAGAGACAAAGCAGUUUUGCAUUCUUUUCUUCCAAUUAUAGAUCCAAUAAUAAGUAAAUCCAAGGGUGAUAAAAGUGAAAUAAUUCCCUCUUCAACACCAUCUUUAGUUAGUCGUAAAAGAAAGAGUGAGGGAAUCGUGGAAGGUGGAAAUGUGACUGUUGCUGUUAUAGAACAUACUGAAGUGCGAGAAAGCAAAAGAAUCCAUUUUUCCCCCUUGGAGUCCAAAACAUCAACUGCUAAAAAACCAAAAAGCACAGUAACACCUAUUUCUAAAUAUAUCAGCAACAGGGAGAAAUUAAACCUGAAAAAGAAAACUGAUUCAGUAUUCAGAACUCCUAAAGCAAAAAGGAGAACAAAACCUAUUGUUGCUGUGGCACAGUCCAGUUUGACUUUCCUAAAGCCACAAAAAACAGAGAUCCCUAGACACCCACUGCCAUUUGCUGCAAAGAACAUGUUUUAUGAUGAGCGCUGGAAGGAGAAGCAGGAGCAGGGCUUCACUUGGUGGCUGAAUUUCAUACUGACUCCUGAUGACUUCACUGUAAAAACAAAUGUGUCUGAAGUGGAUGCUGCUACUCUUCUUUUAGGAGUGGAGAAUCAACAUAAAAUAAGUGUGCUGAGAGCACCUACAAAAGAUGAGGUGUCUCUGAGAGCUUACACUGCCCGAUGCAGGUUGAACAGGCUGCGUCGUGCAGCAUGCCGUUUAUUUACUUCUGACAAAAUGGUUAAAGGAAUUAAAAAGCUUGAAACUGAAAUUGAAGCUAGGCGAUUACUUGUUCGGAAGGACAGGCACCUCUGGAAAGAUGUGGGAGAACGUCAGAAAGUCCUGAAUUGGCUGUUGUCAUAUAAUCCUUUGUGGCUUCGAAUUGGCCUAGAGACAAUUUAUGGAGAGCUCAUCUCACUGCAAGACAACAGUGAUGUCACAGGGUUGGCUAUGUUUAUUCUGAAACGCUUGCUUUGGAAUCCUGAUAUCGCAGCUGAAUAUCGCCAUCCCACGGUCCCCCAUCUCUACAGAGAUGAUCAUGAAGAAGCUUUGUCCAAGUUUACACUGAAGAAAUUGCUAUUGUUGGUCUGUUUCCUUGAUUAUGCAAAACUUUCCAGACUUAUUGAUCAUGACCCCUGUCUCUUCUGUAAAGACGCUGAAUUCAAGGCUAGUAAAGAAAUUCUUCUGGCAUUUUCAAGAGAUUUCCUAAGUGGAGAAGGUGAUCUUUCCCGCCACCUUAGCUUAUUGGGAUUACCUGUUAGUCAUGUUCAGACGCCAUUUGAUGAAUUUGAUUUUGCUGUGACAAAUCUUGCCGUAGACUUGCAAUGUGGAGUGCGCCUUGUGCGAACCAUGGAACUUCUCACAAAAAACUGGGAACUUUCAAAAAAACUCAGAAUUCCAGCAAUCAGUCGUCUUCAAAAGAUACACAAUGUUGACAUUGCUCUUCAAGUUCUUAAAUCACAAGGAAUUCAACUAAGUGAUGAACAUGGAAAUACAAUACUAUCCAAGGAUAUUGUGGAUAGGCACAGAGAAAAAACUCUUGCCUUGCUUUGGAAAAUAGCGUUUGCCUUUCAGGUGGAUAUUUCUCUAAAUUCGGAUCAAUUGAAGGAUGAAAUUAACUUUCUAAAACAAACGCGCUGUAUAAAGAACGCAAUGUCUGCUCUAUCAUGCCAUUCUGAUGCUAAUAUAAACAAAAAAGACAAAAGGAAAAGUGAUGCUGGUGGGCAGCAUAGUGAGAGCAUUAGGUUAUUGAUGGAUUGGGUGAAUGCUGUUUGUGCCUUCUAUAAUAAAAAGGUGGAGAAUUUCACAGUGGCUUUCUCAGAUGGCCGUGUCCUGUGCUACCUGAUCCACCACUACCACCCUUGCUACGUGCCUUUUGACGCCAUCUGUCAGCGCACAACCCAAACUGUGGAGUGCACGCGCACCGGCUCAGUGGCGUUAAACUCAUCAUCUGAGUCUGAUGAUAGCGCUCUGGAUGUGUCCCCUAAGACCCUGGGUCAUGAAAAUGCUUCAGAACUAUUCAAAGAGCUCCUGGAAAAUGAGAAGAAAAAUUUCCAUUUAGUUAAGUCUGCAGUUCGAGACCUUGGUGGAAUACCUGCAAUGAUUCAUCAUUCAGAUAUGUCAAAUACAAUUCCAGAUGAGAAGGUGGUCAUUACUUACUUGUCAUUUCUGUGUGCAAGACUUCUAGAUCUUCGUAAAGAAAUAAGAGCUGCUCGUCUUAUACAGGCAACCUGGAGAAAACAUAAACUAAAAGCAGAUCUAAAACGCUAUCAGGAAAGAGACAAAGCUGCAAGAAUUAUUCAAUGCGCUACAAUCAGUUUUCUAGCAAAACGACGAUUGAAAAAAAGGGUUAAUGCAGCACUGGUAAUUCAGAAAUACUGGCGGAGACGGAUUGCACAGCGAAAAUUAUUAACACUGAAGAAAGAAAAACUGGAAAAGGUUCAAAAUAAUUCAGCAUCUGUUAUUCAGGGGUAUUGGAGAAGAUAUUCCACUAGGAAAAGAUUUCUGAAAUUGAAAUAUUAUUCAGUCAUCCUGCAAUCCCGGAUAAGAAUGCUAAUUGCUGUUACAUCUUAUAAGCGAUAUCUUUGGGCAAUAGUUACAAUCCAAAGGCAUUGGCGUUCUUAUUUAAGAAGAAAACAAGAUCAACAGAGAUAUGAGAUGCUAAAAUCAUCGGCCGUUAUAAUUCAGUCUGUGUUCAGAAGAUGGAGGCAACGUAGAAUGAAGUUAAAAACAAGAGCUGUGCUUACUCUGCAAAGAGCUUUUAGAGAGUGGCAUUGCAGGAAACAAGCUAAAGAAAAGUCUGCUAUUGUCAUACAGACAUGGUACAGAAUGCACAAAGAAUUACGAAGAUAUAUUUAUAUUAGGUCCUGUAUUGUUGUCAUUCAGAGAAGAUUUCGGUGUUUUCAAGCCCAAAAGUUGUACAAAAGAAGAAAAGAAUCUAUACUGACCAUUCAGAAGUACUACAGAGCCUAUCUGAAAGGAAAGAUUGAGCGCAGCAGAUUUUUGCAGAAAAGGGCCGCGGCCAUUCGCCUGCAAGCUGCCUUCAGGGGGAUGAGGGCUCGUGAUCUGUGCAGACGCACCAGGGCUGCCUGUGUUUUGCAGUCCUAUUGGAGAAUGAGGCAAAACAGACUGCAAUUUUUAGGCUUUAAGAAGUCUGUUGUCAGAUUGCAGGCACACAUAAGAAAGCAUCAACAGUUACAGAAAUACAAAAAGAUGAAGAAAGCAGCCCUUGUCAUUCAGACUUACUUCCGGGCUUAUGUUACAGCCAGGAAAGUUCUAGCAUCUUACCAGACAACACGUUCUGCUGUCAUUGUUCUGCAGUCUGCAUGCAGAAUGACGCAAGCCAGGAAGACGUUUGUUCACAUCCGCACGUCUGUUAUUAAAAUCCAGGCAUGUUAUCGUGCUUAUAUUUCCAGAAAGAAAUUUCUGAAACUGAAAUAUGCAACAUUAAAAUUGCAGUCAGUUGUCAAGAUGAAACAAGCACAUAAACAAUAUUUACAUUUGAAAGCAGCUACAGUGUUUAUUCAGCAGUGGUACCGUUCCCAAAAAAUGGCUGCCCAAGAGAGAGAAGAAUAUGUACAGAUGCGGGCAUCCUGCAUCAAACUGCAGGCUUUUGUCAGAGGCUACCUCGUCCGAAAGCGGAUAAGGUUGCAAAGAAAAGCUGCUGUUUCACUGCAGUCUUACUUCAGAAUGAGAAAGAAGCGGCAAGAUUACCUGAACAUUUAUAACGCAACUCUUGUCAUUCAGAAUUACUAUCGUGCGUACAGAGCACAAGUCAAUCAGAGAAAGAAUUACCUGCAAGUCAAAAGAGCAGCUACUUACUUGCAGGCUGCUUACAGAGGUUACAGAGUACGGCAGCUGCUGAAACAGCAAUCUUUAGCUGCUGUUAAAAUUCAAACUGUCUUUAGAGGUUACAGUCAAAGGGUGAAGUACCAGACUAUGCUUCUGUCUGCUGUGAAGAUUCAGAGAUGGUAUAGGGCAUAUAAGACUGCUCGUGACGUAAGAACACAUUUUUUAAACACAAGGGCGGCCGUGAUUUGUCUCCAAUCUGCCUGUCGUGGCUGGGAAGUUCGAAAGCAGGUCAGGAGGGAGCACAAAGCUGCGGUGGUAAUUCAGUCUGCUUUUAGAAUGAAUAAAGCCCAGAAACAGUUUAGGUUAACGAAAUCAGCCGCCUUUGUCAUCCAGCAACAUGUGAGAGCAUGGAUUGCAGGAAAGAAGCAGCGUGUGUGGUAUAUUGAACUCCGUCAUGCGGUAGAAGUGCUUCAGUCUGCAUGGAGAGGAAGAACAGUGAGGAGACAGAUUCAGAGGCAGCAUGAAUGUGCUGGCCUUAUACAGUCAUACUAUAAAAUGCAUCUGCAGCACAAGAAGUGGAAGACUAUGAAGAAAGCUGCUCUUCUGAUUCAGAUGUAUUAUAGGGCUUACAGUGUUGGCAGAGAACAGCGUCAUUUAUAUUUGAAGACAAAAGCAGCUGUAUUAAUCUUACAAUCAGCUUAUCGCGGUAUGAAAGUGAGGAAAAGAAUAAAGGAUUGUAACAGAGCAGCAGUUGCUAUACAGACUAAGUAUAGAGCCUACAAGGCAAAAAAGAUAUAUGCCACUUAUAGAGAAUCAGCUAUUAUAAUUCAGAGAUGGUAUCGAAAUAUUAAAAUUGCAAACUGUCAACAUAGGGAAUACCUUAAUUUAAAGAAGACAGUAAUUAAACUCCAAGCUAUUUAUAGAGGUGUUAGAGUAAGACGACAUGUUAAACGCAUGCACAUGGCAGCCACUUGUAUUAAAGCCAUGUUUAAAAUGCAUCAGUUGGCAGUAAGAUACCAUAGACUGAGAAGAGCCUCUGUUGUAAUUCAAGUAAGAUAUAGAGCAUAUUAUCAAGGUAAAAUUCAACGUAAAAAGUACCUGACAGUGUUGAAAGCCGUCACUGUUCUUCAGGCAAGUUUUAGAGGAGCUAGAGUUAGACAGACUGUAAGAAAGAUGCAGGUGGCAGCAACACUUAUUCAGUCAUACUAUAGAAGAUACAGACAGCAAAAAUAUUUUAAUAAGUUGAAAAAAGUAACAAAAACUGUUCAGCAAAGAUACCGUGCAGUGAAGGAAAGAAAUACACAGUUUCAAAGAUACAACAAAUUGAGAAAAUCUGUAAUAUGCAUUCAGGCUGCUUUUAGGGGCAUGAAAACUAGAAGACAUUUAAAGAUUAUGCAUUUAAGUGCCACCCUUAUUCAGAGGAGAUUUAGAACUUUAAUCAUUAGGAGAAGAUUCUUAUCUCUCAAAAAAACUGUUGUUUGGAUUCAGAGAAAAUACCGUGCAAAACUUUGUGCAAAGCAUCAGUUACAAUUCCUUCAGUUGCAAAAGGCAGCUAUCCAAAUCCAGUCUGCGUACAGGGGAUGGGUAGUAAGGAGACAGAUUCAGGAAAUGCAGAGGGCUGCUGCUUGCAUCCAGGCUGCUUUCAGAAUGCACAGGGCUUACGUGGAGUACCAGGCCCUGAGACAGGCCUCCCUGGUGAUCCAACAGCAGUACCACGCCAGGAGAGCUGCAAAACUGCAGAGGCAGCGUUUCCUCAAACAGAGACAUUCUGCCACAGUCCUUCAGGCUGCAUUUAGGGGUGUGAAAACAAGAAGACAUUUGAAGAGCAUGCACUCCUCUGCAACCCUCAUUCAAAGCAGGUUUAGGUCUUUCAUGAUGAGGAGAAGAUUUAUUGCUCUCAGAAAAGCUACUAUUUUUGUUCAACAGAAAUAUCGAGCCACCACUUCUGCCAAGCAAAAAUUUUACGAAUUUUUGGAGUUACGCAAAGCAGCCAUUAUAAUACAAUCAUCUUAUCGAAGACUCCAAAGGAAGAGGUUACAAGAAAGGAACAGGGCUGCAACUGUCAUUCAGGCCACUUUCAGGAUGCACAGAACAUACAUUGCAUUUCAGACUUGGAAACAUGCCUCAGUUCUAAUUCAGCGGCGUUACCGAGCAUACAGAGUGGCAAAGCUGGAGAGAGACAGUUUUGUCAGGCGAUGGGAUUCUGCUGUGGUCAUUCAGGCUGCGUACAAAGGAAUGAAAGCCAGAGAGUGUUUACGGAAAAAACACAGAGCUGCUGUCCUCAUACAAAGCACAUAUAGAAUGUAUAGGCAACAUUGUUUGUACCAAAAACUUCUGUGGGCUACAAAAGUAAUACAACAAAAGUAUAGGGCCAAUAAAAAGAAACAAGAAGCUCUUCUACACAACACACCGAAGGAAGCAGCAGUGACUUCUGCUCAGGAGGAAGAGAAUUGUGCUCACAGGAAAGAUUCAGUGACCAUUCAGAAAGCUUUUCAUGAAAUGGUCACCAGAAAACUGGAAAUGCAGAAAUGUGCGGCCCUACGAAUUCAGUCCUUCCUUCAGAUGGCUGUGUAUCGCAGAAGAUUUCUUUGCCAGAAAAGAGCUGCCGUCACGCUGCAGCGGUACUUCAGGGUGUGGCAAAUGAGAAGACAAUUUUUAAUGUACCGACAAGCAGCAGUGGUAUUACAGAAUCACCACAGAGCCCUUCUGUCUGCAAAACAUCAAAGACAAGUUUAUCUGCAGACCAGAAGCAGUGUUAUCAUUAUUCAAGCUAGAAUUAAAGGAUUUAUACAGAAAAGGAAAUUUCAGAGAAUUAAAAAUAGCACCAGAAAAAUUCAGGCCGCAUGGAGGAUGUACAAGACUAAGAAAUAUUUAUGUGAAGUAAGAGCUGCUUGCAAGAUUCAAACCUGGUAUAGGUGUUGCAGAGCACGAAAAGAAUAUCUAGCUGUGUUAAAAGCUGUUAAAAUCAUUCAAGGUUACUUCUAUACCAGACUGGAAAGAGCACGGUUUUUGAAUAUGAAGACAUCAGCAAUUAUCAUUCAGAGAAAAUGGAGAGCUAGACUUUCUGCAAGAAUAGCGCGUGAGAACUUGAUGGUAAAAAGACAUCAAGCUGCGUGUGUGAUACAAGCACAUUUUAGAGGAUAUAAAGAAAGACAGGCCUAUCUUCACCAGAAACCUGCUUUGAUCAUAAGAAGAUAUUUACAAGCCAGGGAGGCUGAAAAGUGUGAAAAGACAAAAUACAUUGAGUUGGAAAAGUCAGCAGUUAUUCUCCAAGCACUGGUGCGCGGUUGGCUAGUAAGAAAAAGAAUUUUAGAACAGAGAACCACAAGCCGACUGCUGCGCUUCACAGCGGCUUCGUACUAUCACCUGGCUGCAAUUAGGAUCCAGCGAACUUACAGAGCUCACCUGGCCGUGAAGAUCGCUAACAAGCAGGUUAAUGCAGCCACCUGCAUUCAGGCUUUAUGGAGAGGCUAUUCUUGGAGGAAGAAAAAUGAUUGUACGAAAAUUAAGGCUAUUCGGCUGAGUCUACAGGCUGUUAAUAAAGAGAUUAAAGAAAAUAACAAACUCUACAACAGAACUGCACUUGCACUUCAUUACCUUUCAACUUACAAGCAUCUUUCUGCCAUUCUUGAGGCUUUGAAGCACCUAGAGGUGGUUACUAGACUGUCUCCUCUUUGUUGUGAAAACAUGGCCCAGAGUGAGGCAAUUUCUAAAAUUUUUGUUUUGAUCCGAAGUUGUAAUCGUAGUAUCCCUUGUAUGGAAGUCAUCAGAUAUGCUGUGCAAGUUUUGCUUAACGUAGCUAAGUAUGAGAAAACUACUUCAGCAGUUUAUAAUGUGGAAAAUUGUAUAGAUACACUGUUGGAGCUUUUGCAGAUGUACCGAGAAAAACCUGGCGACAAAGUUGCAGAUAAAGGUGGAAGCAUUUUCACAAAAACUUGUUGCUUGUUGGCAGUUUUAUUGAAGACAACAGAUCGAGCCUCUGAUGUGCGAAGUAGGCCCAAGGUGGUUGACCGUAUUUAUAGUCUCUACAAACUUACAGAUCAUAAACAUAAAAUGGAUUCGAAGAGAAUACUUUACAAACAAAAGAAGAAUCUUUCUUCAGGCAUUCCCUUUAUUCCAGAAACACCUGUAAGGACCAAAAUAGUGUCAAGACUUAAACCAAAUUGGGUUUUGAGAAGAGAUAAUAUGGAAGAAAUCACAAAUCCCCUACAAGCUAUUCAAAUGGUGAUGGAUACACUUGGUAUUCCUUAUUAAUAAAUGUAAACAGUUUCAGCAUAUACAGUGUACAGAAAUAUUAACUAAUCAUGAAUAUGUAGUGUUUUU
Ochotona curzoniae (black-lipped pika) is the source of this 9972-nucleotide messenger RNA. It is a transcript of the gene ASPM, whose product is annotated as assembly factor for spindle microtubules. Gene Ontology annotation, cellular component: spindle pole. NCBI's taxonomy places the organism in Eukaryota, Metazoa, Chordata, Mammalia, Lagomorpha, Ochotonidae. The record is from RefSeq and is a predicted model, not a curated record. Gene Ontology annotation, molecular function: protein binding. Gene Ontology annotation, biological process: establishment of meiotic spindle localization; mitotic cell cycle; spindle organization. The transcript has 28 exons. The coding region runs from base 1 to 9903 and encodes 3300 amino acids.